AUGGCCUCCAUCCGCGUCCUCCGUCCCAUCCACACUCACCUCCAUCCCUACAGCUACAGCCUCCCCAUCGCCCGCGCUGUGUCCACCACACCCAUCAUGACCGGCCGCAUCACCGACACCGUCAAGCAGGACCACCGCCAGCUGGAGGCCUGCUACGACAAGAUCAUGCACGCCACCGACCGCGACGACCAGAUCCGCUUCCAGAAUCUGUUCACCUGGGAGCUGGCGCGCCACUCCAUCGGCGAGGAGCUCGUCGUGUAUCCCGCGUUCGAGAAGCAUCUCCCCGACGGCGUGAGCAUGGCCGACAAGGAUCGUCGCGAGCAUCAAACGGUGAAAGAAAAACUCAAGAAAUUCCAGAACCUCGACCCGUCCAACCCGGAGUUCAUGAGCACCAUCAAGUCGCUCAUGGUCGAUCUGGCGCAGCACAUCAAGGAGGAGGAGACCAACGACCUGGUCAAGCUGGACCAGGCGCUCUCGCACGGCGACAGCGUCGGCCUGUCCAAGUCGUUUGAGCGGACCAAGAUGUUUGUGCCGACGCGCUCGCACCCGAGUGCCCCGAGCAAGCCGCCGUUUGAGACAGCCGUGGGGUUGCUGACGGCGCCGAUUGAUCAGUUGGCGGAUCUGUUUAGGAAGUGGCCGCAUGAGGGACAGGCUAGUAGAUAG
This is a messenger RNA of Aspergillus clavatus NRRL 1, 663 nucleotides long. Its product is annotated as HHE domain protein. Lineage: Eukaryota; Fungi; Ascomycota; Eurotiomycetes; Eurotiales; Aspergillaceae. The record is from RefSeq and is a predicted model, not a curated record. The transcript has 2 exons. Bases 1 to 663 code for a protein of 220 amino acids.